Messenger RNA from Clupea harengus (Atlantic herring), 3627 nucleotides. RefSeq names its product poly(A)-specific ribonuclease (deadenylation nuclease) (gene parn). Gene Ontology annotation, molecular function: poly(A)-specific ribonuclease activity; metal ion binding; RNA binding. Gene Ontology annotation, biological process: priRNA 3'-end processing; siRNA 3'-end processing; nuclear-transcribed mRNA poly(A) tail shortening. NCBI's taxonomy places the organism in Eukaryota, Metazoa, Chordata, Actinopteri, Clupeiformes, Clupeidae. The record is from RefSeq and is a predicted model, not a curated record. Gene Ontology annotation, cellular component: nucleus; cytoplasm.
AUAGUUGAACUCCGCAACAGUAGGCGGUAGUCUUGAGUCUGGUUAAUCUUCUGGUGUCCGGAAGUGGUCGGUAAAGAAAAGGUUAAAGAGCACCAGGGAUACCUCGGCUAUUGACAAUUGUUUGUGAUUCUGCAGGGAUGGAAGUGACAAGAAAAAAUUUUAAAGACAGCUUAAGCACCGUAUACAGUGCUAUUGACGAAGCCGACUUUCUUGCCAUAGACGGGGAAUUUUCAGGAAUAAGCGAUGGUCCCUCGGUCAGUGCACUCACUAAUGGUUUGGACACGCCAGAGGAGCGUUACGAAAAGCUAAAAAAGCAUUCCAUGGACUUUCUCCUUUUCCAGUUCGGUAUCUGCACUUUCAGAUAUGAUCAGUCCGAAUCAAAGUAUCUUACAAAGUCUUUUAAUUUUUAUAUAUUUCCAAAGCCAUUUAGUAGGAAUUCUCCAGACAAAAAGUUUAUUUGCCAGAGUUCCAGCAUAGACUUCCUUGCCAGUCAGGGAUUUGAUUUCAACAAAGUCUUUCGUAAUGGGAUCCCCUACCUGAACCAGGAAGAGGAAGUUCAGCUGCGAGAGCAGUACGAGGAGAGGCGGAAUCAGUCUAACGGGGCAGGCACCCAAUCCUUCAUCUCGCCUUCCAAGGGACCCAUGAACGUUCCGGAGGAACACAAGGACUUUAUCAACAGGGUGAUAGAGAAAGUCGAGGGUCUUCUGAACAACUCGGAGAAAACGGUUGACUUGGAUCCGUGUACCGGCUUCCAGAGGAAACUAAUCUACCAGACCCUGAACUGGAGGUUUCCCAAAGGCCUCCAUGUUGAAACAGUGGAAACUGAAAAGAAGGAGCGUUUUAUACAGAUCAGUAAGGUUGAUGAAGACGAGCGAAGACGGAGGGAACAACAGAAACAGGAGAGAGAGCAGGAGGAACUGAAUGAUGCAGUGGGCUUCUCCAGGGUCGUGCACGCCAUCUCCAAAUCUGGAAAGCUUGUGGUUGGCCACAACAUGCUUCUGGAUGUCAUGCACACAAUCCACCAGUUCUACUGUCCUCUACCUGAGGACCUUAUCGAUUUCAAAGACGUGACCAUGUGUGUCUUCCCCAGGCUUUUGGACACAAAGCUUAUGGCGUCCACUCAGCCUUUCAAGGAGCUGAUCACAAACACAUCGUUGGCUGAGCUGGAGAAACGGCUGAAGGAUGGUCCGUUCAAGCCUCCGAGAGUCGAAUGUUGUGAGGGGUUCCAAAGCUACGACACGGCGACAGAGAUGCUGCAUGAAGCCGGCUACGACGCCUAUAUCACCGGCCUCUGUUUCAUAUCCAUGGCCAACUACCUGGGGUCAUUCCUUACUCCACCCAAAUCUCACAUUUCAGCCAAAUCCAAACUCGUCGAACCGUUUUACAACAAGCUUUUCCUCAUGCGAAUCAUCGACAUCCCCUACCUCAACAUCAGUGGACCAGACUUGCAACCCAAGCGGGAUCACGUUCUCUACGUUACGUUCCCCAAAGAGUGGAAAACCAGCGACCUGUACCAGCUCUUCAGUGCCUUUGGAAACAUUGUGGUGUCGUGGAUCGACGACACGUCGGCAUUCGUCUCUUUGAGUCAGACCGACCAGGUGCAGAUUGCCAUGAACACCAGUGAGUUUGCGGAGAGCUACCGUAUACAGACGUAUGCGGAGUACGUGAGGGCCAAACAGCGCGACCAGAACCCGAGCCGCCGCAGCCGUGUGGAGGGCGGCUGGAGCGAGACGCCAUACUGCACCGCUGCUGCCAUGACGACGGCGGCGGCUUACAACUACACACACAGGUCUCUAACAGGGAAGCGCAGCAUCAGUCCCAUCCAGGAGGAGCAGGGCUCAGAGGGGGGGGAUGAGGUCAGCAGCAGCAGCGCCGGGAGUGGCUGGACCCACUACAGCAACAUGGACAAGGGCUUCAAGAAGAUCAAGAUGGACGGGGGAGGAACGUUUGAAAGUGGGAUUGCACAAACGUACGCUGAUGUUGUGGAGUCCAAGACCACAGACAGUUGGUUUAAACAACCAGCUGUAGGCAGACCCAGCAUGAGCCCAAUUCAGGAGGAGGUGGGACCUGAGGGUGCCAAUGCAGAUGAUUGGCCACAGCCGUCAGCCAAUCCGGGUAAGAAGAACGGUAAACAAAAGAAGAGGAAAUCUGAGGAACCCAUGUCAUCUGGUCUCUUUGAUGUCCCACAGGUCUGGUAGCAGGAUGGGUUUUUUUUUUUUUUUCUUUCUUUCGCGACGUCACUUAAUUUAAGAAACGAACAAAAAAAUACCAUUUAAGGAAAUAGAGUGAAAUAUAACAAAAGCCAUAAAACCUCUUUUGGCACAGCAACUAUGUUGGAGAAUAUUUUGAGUUGUUUGUCGCUGGCUUGUCAAUCACAAAUCCAUAUGUUUGUCCUUGCACCCCAUCCGCUCUUUCUCUAGAGUGUUGGCGCUUCAAGAUCCCCCCCCCUCGUAUAGUCUUUUUUUUUUUUCUCAACUUUUUACCAUUAUCCAUUUCAAAUGGUACAAGCACUUGAUCUGCAAUCUCAAAAAAGGUGCUUUGGGCUUGUCGUCAGCAGAUGACUCUUCGAAUGCUCUAAUUGGAGUAAUCCUUAAUGGUAGAACUUUAAAUCUUUUCUUUAGUUUUAAGUGGUCGCUUUCGAUGUAUGCCUGUGAGGUUCUCUGCAGCACUUAAAGUGUAUCCUACGAAGCACAUGCUUGCUCUCACGUGACCAUGCAUUGUGUGUGCAGAAGGCCACAAGGAAAGGUUAACCAGUUGGGGCACCGCCAACGUGGAAGUAAGAUGUGCUUUGGUGGUCUGGGUCGAGCCUAUUCUAGUUGGAGUGAGAUGAGGGAGAAAGAAAGGGUUUCGUGAAAAAUCAGCCAACGCUUUGACAUGGACCCCCCCAUCAUUUAAAUUCUACUUUUCUCUCCUUAUUAAAAUCCAUUUUCUUUUUAAAACAAACAUAAAAACAACUUUCUGCGUAAUUCAGGAUGUAAGCCAGUCUGUGAGGUGUGCGUGUGUGUGGAUCACGUUUGUGAGCAUUUGUGAGACGGUGUAAAACACAAGUUUAAAAAAAAGGCACCUUGAGUCACAACGAUUUUUGGUUUGUUUUAACUGGAUGUUUUUUGUUUUUCUUUCUCGUGUGUGUGAGUGAGUGCAUGUUCAAACAGUGGAACUUGAUCGAUCCUAAACCUAGUUAUUGUAUCGUCAGGGGUCUGUGAAGUUUUAAAUGCAGUUCAAUAUUUUUUUUUUGUCAUGAUCCUUUUUUUUUUUUUUUUUAAGAAUGAGAAAGUAUACUUCACUUACAGGUCAACUUCCUUUUUAAAAAGUAGAACUCAUUAAUGUCAUUUAAAAAUAGUUCGUAUUUAUUGACCAGUUAAGGAUAAGAAAGAGAUAGACAUGGAUAUUUUUGUAUGUGAAUGUUAAUGUUUUUUUGGACUUCCUAUUAUAAUGCCACUCCCUGCAAAGCACUUGCAAAAAAAGAAAAAUGUCAAAGGAAUGUUUAAAAAAAAAAAAAAGUCAACAUGGAAUAUGUAUACAUGUUUGUGAUGUUUAUUUUCUUCAUUAUUAUUAUCUUUUGUAUGAUCAGCAAAUGUCAAACAUCCUCUUGUUGGGGGGAAAAUAUUAAAGAAUGUUUCUUACUAA